This is a messenger RNA of Aspergillus uvarum CBS 121591, 1222 nucleotides long. RefSeq names its product putative alkaline lipase. Gene Ontology annotation, biological process: lipid metabolic process. The transcript is spliced from 6 exons. The record is from RefSeq and is a predicted model, not a curated record. NCBI's taxonomy places the organism in Eukaryota, Fungi, Ascomycota, Eurotiomycetes, Eurotiales, Aspergillaceae. Bases 368 to 1222 code for a protein of 284 amino acids.
AUCGACUCGACCAAGAUUGUGCUCGGAUCCAGGGCACCAGUCAGGGUGUGAUACUAGUCGUCCAGCGAGGAUUACAGUUCGUGCUAAUGGGAGAAUGAAUCUCUUCAAAAAGCUUAAGUCAUUCCGAGGCCCAUAUCACAUCCGUGGAUGACAUGUCUUCUCGGUGGAGUCGACGCAAUUCAUCCAGCCGAGGUGCAGCGAUCGAGUUCAUGUUUCAUCUCGAUGGCGGAGAAUUCAACAGAGAAUCACGGCCUAGCCAUGGCCUACAUGGGGGUAUAAAAGAUGUCGCUAGGUCUCUUCGUUUCUUUCGCAGCAAGCUCAACCUCUUCAGUCCCUACAGUCACUCGUUAUCACUUCAUCAGUCACCAUGCAUCUCAAGAAGUCCGUCGUCCUGGCCGGAGUGGCCAUGAUCCCUGUGGCCUGCGCUGUGCCCACAAAGCGAGCUACCGCCGAUACCGCUGAAUGGACGGAGCUUCACCGGGCUGCGCAGCUUGCCUCCGCCGCAUACACUGGCUGUAUCGGCACCGCAUUUGAUGUGACCAUCACGAAGCAGCUGAAUGAUCUGGUCACAGAUACCCAGGGCUUCAUCGGCUACUCCACAGAGAAGAAGCGCAUCACGGUUGCCAUGCGAGGCUCAACCACUGCCACUGACAUCGCCAACGACGUUGACACCACAUUGGUGACACCCAGCCUUUCCGGCAUCAAUUUCCCGUCGGGCGCCCAGAUCAUGCAUGGCAUUUACUCGCCCUGGUCCUCAGUUCACGACACGGUCAUCUCCGAGGUCAAGACCUUGGUGGAAAAGUACCCGGAUUAUGAUUUAGAAUCCACCGGCCACUCUUUGGGCGGGUCCCUGACGUACAUGUCGUACAUUGCGUUGACGCAGAACUUCCCGGAGAAGACAGUCAUUAGCAAUGCGCUGGCAGCGUACCCGAUCGGCAACUCCGCCUUUGCAGAGUUUGGCACUUCACAAAAUGGCACAUUGAACCGGGGUAACAAUGCUGGCGACGGUGUCCCGAACAUGUACAUCAUGUGGCCUUAUGACUUUGUCCACUAUGGAACGGAAUACUACAGCUCCGGGACUCAGAGCAGCACCGUCAAGUGCAGCGGCGAGCGGGACACCCAGUGCUCUGCAGGCAACGGCAUGUUGGGUGUCACUGCAGGCCACUUCUCCAACUUUGCCAUUUCAAUGGGAAUGGCAGGCUGCAGCGCUUCGCUGUUGUAG